Messenger RNA from Musa acuminata subsp. malaccensis (wild Malaysian banana), 991 nucleotides. The record is from RefSeq and is a predicted model, not a curated record. Lineage: Eukaryota; Viridiplantae; Streptophyta; Magnoliopsida; Zingiberales; Musaceae.
CGAUAUCGAUCUUCGGCUAUGAACAUUUCCUUAGCUAUAUGUGGGGAGCCUCGGGCAACACCAAAUCUUGUAAUGCAGAUCAUAUCUGAAUCAAGUGGUGGCCACCGACAUUAGCUGACAAUGGUGGCGUAUUAAAGUCAUGGUCUAAUGCGUCAAGCUUGUUUUCUUAUCAGGAUUUGGGUGAUCGACUCCACUGGCGCUGCCAUCAACGGAUGAUAAGCAUCUUAAAUGCUGUCAGGCUGUGGCUUUCAAGCUCAAGCACCGAUGGAUGAAACGAAGGAGCUGCCGAAUGGUGACGGUAACAGUAGAUAUGUACGAGGAAGCUGCAUGUCCUAACAUCUGUUAUCUAUUACUGCAGGAACAGUCGACCCACCUCCCCCAUGUGUUCCUCCACCAGCGGCACGUCACUCUUUUUGUGGGGCCACAUGAACAUGUGGCGCAUGCGCGACCGCUGGUAGAUGGUGCCUGUGGGGCCCAGGUGGCAUCCACGGUGGUCCACGCUGUCCCCCGGCCAAAUCUCGGUGGAACAAGGGUGAAGAAGAGUUGUGCUUUGGAGGCUGAUGAGAUAGAUGGCAAGCUUGCUCUGAGAAGGUCCCCCAUGCAUGAUAAGAAAGAGAAGCAUUGUUUUCAGCAGAAAACUACAUAUCAGCAGGCUGAUGGGAUGCCUUCUCUGUCGAGAUUCACAUGUUCUUUCAAGUGCAUGGAAUUUGGUGCCUUCACUGAUUUAAUGAGCCGUCUCUAUCUGCUUGCAGUGGGAGUGGGAGUGGGGUCACUUUGUUGGCUUGCCAGCUCUCCUUGGCACAAAGGGCUAUGUUCAAAGAGGUGGGAUGCAUAUGAGGAUGGCCGGCAGCUUCAUCACGGUAACUUAUUUUUCCUUUUAUUCCUUUUAUUGUUGUGAGGGAAUUUGACAUAGAAAAUUUUUCAUGAGUAUUUUCAUUUUUUUUUUCAUAAAUGAUAACAAAUUUGGAUAAAACAAUGAUUUGAUUAAUAA